Messenger RNA from Hyaloscypha bicolor E, 1536 nucleotides. Its product is annotated as Glyoxalase/Bleomycin resistance protein/Dihydroxybiphenyl dioxygenase. Gene Ontology annotation, molecular function: methylmalonyl-CoA epimerase activity. The record is from RefSeq and is a predicted model, not a curated record. NCBI's taxonomy places the organism in Eukaryota, Fungi, Ascomycota, Leotiomycetes, Helotiales, Hyaloscyphaceae. Gene Ontology annotation, cellular component: mitochondrion. Gene Ontology annotation, biological process: L-methylmalonyl-CoA metabolic process. The coding region runs from base 43 to 1170 and encodes 375 amino acids. The transcript has 4 exons.
CCUUUCCUAGCACUAUCAUCUGAAAAUCUCCUAGUAUCCAAAAUGGCAGUGACCGCCAAUGGCUCGAAUGGCAGCGCUGGUGAAACGGAAGACCCCAGGAAAAUCAGACUCGAUCGACUCGCGUAUGUUCAUUACCAGCAUCCUGAUUUGUCCAAAGCUCAUCGCUUCCUCACCGAUUUUGGAAUGGAAAAGGUGAAGGAAACAGAAAAUCGCAUUUACUACAGAGGCUUCGGAGCAGCACCGUGUAUAUAUGUAGCGGAGGCAUCUCCCACCCCAAACCGGAAUUUUGUCGGUGGCGCUUGGGUUGUGGAGUCAUAUCGUGACUUGGAGGAUGCAGCAGCACUACCGGGUGCCUCCCAGAUUGCGGAUUCCGACGUACCAGGUGGAGGGAGCACGGUCACUCUCAAAGAUCCAAAUGGCCACAACAUCAUGUUGGUCUUCGGACAGAUCUUAAGUUCGCACUCCAAAAGUCUGCACCAAGUAGAGAUGAACUCAGCUUGCGUGAAGCCUCGGGUCGGUGUGUUUCAGAGGUUCAAGCCUGGUCCGAGCCCAGUGCACAAACUCGGUCACUACGGAUUUGUGGUACGAAAAAGUACAUUCUUUUCGACGAGAGAGUGGUACACGAGGACAUUCAACCUUAAAGUCACAGAUUCUGUUUUCGACCCAGAGUCAAAUGUGGACGAGACUUCAUUUUUACAUAUCGACAAAGGCAAGGAGUACACAGAUCACCAUAGUUUGUUUCUGGCCGCAGGACCUGAAGACAAGCCGUCUCAUAUACAUCAUUCAAGCUUCGAAGUGCAUGACAUGGAUACACAGCUGCUAGGUCAUGACUGGUUACGCAACGGGGGAUGGGUCAACUGCUGGGGAGUGGGCCGACAUCUGUUGGGAAGCCAAAUUUUUGAUUACUGGUUCGACGCAUCAGGCAACGUCCUUGAGCAUUACUCCGAUGGUGACCUUGUCAAUAUCGACACUAAAGUUACACGCGAACCAGCAGCGCCGCAGACUCUUUUUGUCUGGGGACCAAACAUACCAUUAGCCUUCAUGAGCGGCAGAAUCGAGGACGCUGUUAUUGAUAACAAGCUCGCAAUCACCCACCCUCAGUUGUUGGAAGAGCCGAAUACCACAGUCAAUAAAACUUCAACGACUGCUUCAGUCGAUGUGCCACACUGAUUGUGGAUUGCAGAAGGGUAAUGGUGAAAGCGAGGACAGAAGAUGAACAGAUGAGGUGUGCAUUAUUUUGCGCGGGCAUUGGGAUAAACAACUGUAUUUCCUCAAGAAUUUAGCCAGCCUUACGACAGCUUCACUUCGGACAUACACAUUGUAAUUGUUGUUGUAGCUUGAUACGCCACUCCUCUAAUUCAAUUUAUUUAGAUGUUAUAAAAGGUAGAAUUCUUCGACUUCUUAGUAGUUUAGUACCAAGUAAUGUAGGUAUAAUUAGGUGGUGAGAAAAGUGACCACUACUAAGGCCGAGAAGAGAGAUGUCUAAGUGGUGAGUCAGGGUGGGAGAAAGGGAUAGCUUUCGAGAUUGUUUCUGUG